This is a messenger RNA of Dentiscutata erythropus, 177 nucleotides long. Lineage: Eukaryota; Fungi; Glomeromycota; Glomeromycetes; Diversisporales; Gigasporaceae. The record is from the annotation of a GenBank genome assembly.
AUGAAAACUGGAAAUUUCAAGAUCCCCAUGACACAUAAAAGCCAUGAUGAUCAAAAAAAUCAGACUGGUGUCAGUCCUGGAAAUCCGGAAAAGUGGGGGAUCACCGUUGAUACACUUAGAAUUCGGCGUGAACCAUUGUACAAUGGUCACACACCCACACUGCUAUUACUCCAAUGA